Molecule: messenger RNA, 2153 nt
Organism: Otolemur garnettii (small-eared galago)
Lineage: Eukaryota; Metazoa; Chordata; Mammalia; Primates; Galagidae
Product: zinc finger protein 266
Biological process (GO): negative regulation of transcription by RNA polymerase II
Molecular function (GO): DNA-binding transcription repressor activity, RNA polymerase II-specific
Source: RefSeq, a predicted model, not a curated record
CAUUCAUGCAUAUUCAGCCAUCAACUUCACAGGAUGGCAGCCAUAGAUUUGUCCCAUGGAUUCAGUGACCUUUGAUGAUCUAGCUGUGGACUUCACCCCAGAGGAGCGGACUUUACUGGACCCAAUUCAGAGAAAUCUCUACAGAGAUGUGAUGCUGGAGAACUACAAGAAUUUCGCCAUAGUAGGAUGUCAGCUCUUCAAACCUAGUCUGAUCUCUUGGUUGGAACAAUCAGAGUCAAGGACUGCACAGAGAGUUCUUCAUGAAUGGAAAGUGCAACUUAAAACUAAAGAGUUGGCACCUCAGCAGGAUUUUUUGUGGGGACCAGCCUCCAAUGGGAUACUAGUGGCAGGAAGCCACAGUGGAGGGGAGCUUAGCAACAAGCAAUGUAGAGACAUCUUCAGUGAACACUCAUGCCUUAAAACACAUGUGAGAACUGAAAAUAAUGAAAAUGUAUCUGAAUGUAAUGAGUAUGGAUUAGACUUUAUUACUCUGCAUAAGAAAACCUCUACUGGAGAGAAACUUUCUGUGUUGAAUCAAAGUGGAAAAGCCUUCAGCCCUACCCCAGAUGUCUUCACACAAGAUAAAUCUUUUGAAUGCAGUGACUAUGGGAAAUCCUUUAUUAAUCAGUCAUACUUUCAGGCACAGAAGGAAACUAACAAUGGAGAAAAAUUUCAUGAAUGGAAGGAAUGUGGAAUUUAUUCCACAAACUUUGCUGUGCAUAUGCAAAAUCACAAUUCAGAAAAACCUUACAAAUGUAAGGAAUGUGGAAAAGGCUUUAGAUAUUCUGCAUAUCUUAAUAUUCACAUGGGAGCUCACACUGGAGACAACCCCUAUGAAUGUAAGGAAUGUGGGAAAACCUUCACUAGGACUUGUCAACUUACUCAGCAUAGAAAAUCUCACACUGGAGAGAAGCCUUAUAAAUGUGAGGAAUGUGGGAGAGCCUUCACUGUUUCCUCAUGCUUAAGUCAACAUAUGAAAAUCCACAUGGGGGAGAAUCCCUGUGAAUGUAAAGAAUGUGGGACAGUUUUCACUAAGUCUUCUCAACUUACAGAACAUAUAAAAACUCAUACCAUGGAGAAUCCCUUUGAAUGUAAAGUAUGUGGGAAAUCCUUUAGAAAUUUCACACGCCUUAAUGAUCACUACCGAAUUCACACUGGAAUAAAACCCUAUAAGUGUAAGGACUGUGGGAAAGCUUUCACUCAGAACUCAGACCUUACUAAACAUGUACGAACUCACAAUGGAAAGAAGCCCUAUGAAUGUAAUGAAUGUGGGAAAACCUUUGCUAGAUCCUCUCGCCUUAGUGAACAUCUAAGAACUCACACUGGAGAGAAGCCUUUUGAAUGUGUCAAAUGUGGGAAAGCAUUUGCAAUUUCCUCAAAUCUUAGUGGACAUUUGAAAAUUCACACUGGGGAGAAACCCUUUGAGUGCCCAGAAUGUGGAAAAGCAUUUACACAUUCCUCCAGUCUUAAGAAUCACAUGCGGACACACAGUGCCAAAAAGCCAUACACAUGUAUGGAAUGUGGCAAAGCCUUUAAGUUUCCCACAUGUGUUAACCUUCACAUGUGAAUCCACACUGGAGAAAAACCCUAUGAAUGUAAGCAAUGUGGGAAAUCGUUCAAUUAUUCCAAUUCAUUUCAAUUGCACAAAAGGACUUACACUGGGGAGAAACUUUAUGAAUGUAAGGAGUGUGGGAAAGCCUUCAGUUCUUCAAGUUCCUUUAGAAAUAAUGAAAGAAGGCAUGCAGAUGAGAACUAUCAGUGUAAGGAGUGUGGAAAAGCUGAAAGGUGUCCCCAUUCACUUCUGAAACAUGAAAUAACUCAAAGAGGAGAAACCAUGUGAAUGUAAGGAAUGUAGAAGCACCUUCACUUAUACCUCAGGUCAUGGUGAAAAUGUAUGAAUUCACAGUGGAGAAGACCCUAUGUCAGCAGGGAAUGAGGAAGCGACUUCACUAAUUCCUCAAGCCUUAUCUUGCACAUCAGAAAUCUUGGUGGAGAAACUCUGUGAAUGUAGAGAAUCCAAGGAUUCUACAUCCUUUCCUAAUCCUACAAAUUUUAAUAUGCAUAUAUGAACUUACAUUAGAGGAAAAAAACCCUAUUAAUUUUAAUGGUAUGGUGCAAAUGACCCCACUACCUAUCCAAAGUCAUAUUUAGAA